Molecule: messenger RNA, 723 nt
Organism: Pichia membranifaciens NRRL Y-2026
Lineage: Eukaryota; Fungi; Ascomycota; Pichiomycetes; Pichiales; Pichiaceae
Exons: 1
Coding region: 1-723 (240 amino acids)
Molecular function (GO): GTP binding; GTPase activity
Source: RefSeq, a predicted model, not a curated record
AUGGACACGCAACACAACCAGCAGCACCAACAGCACCAGCAGCACCAGCAGCACCAGCAGCACCAGCAGCACCAGCAGCACCAGCAGCACCAGCAGCACCAGCAGCAUAACACCCACACCCACGACAGCGGAAUCCCGGAGAAGAACACGGUGACGUUGAAGGUAGGCCUGAUUGGCGACGCACAGGUGGGCAAGACGUCGUUGAUGGUGAAGUACGUGGAGAACUGCUUCGACGAGAUCUACACUCAGACGCUAGGGGUGAACUUCAUGGAGCGGACAAUCAACAUCAAGAACACGGAAAUCACCUUCUCCAUCUGGGAUUUGGGUGGAGAGGCAGAGUUCACCAACAUGCUGCCGCUUGUCGCCACAGACGCAGUUGCCGUCUUGUUCAUGUUUGACCUCUCCCGGAAGUCGACGUUGAAUUCGAUCAAGGACUGGUACAGACAGGCCCGUGGGUUCAACAGAACGGCGAUCCCGUUCCUUGUUGGGACCAAAUACGACGUCUUUGUGGAGCUGCCAGACCAGGAACAGGAGGAAAUAACGAAACAGGCAAAGAGGUACGCACACGCCAUGAACGCUCCGCUGAUCUUCAGCUCCACAAGCGCGUCGAUCAACAUACAGAAGAUAUUCAAGAUAGUCAUUAGUAAAGCGUUCGAUCUAAGGUUGAAAAUACCAGAAAUAGUCCACGUCGGUGAACCAAUACUACUAUACCAGGAUGUCUAG